AAGUCUGUGUAGCUGCUCUCCCCGAGCUGUGUGCGGCUCAGCAGGUCCCGGGGCGGGCCCGGGCAGCAGGGGGCGGUAUCUCGGGAAGGAGGGGGCGCCGCUGUUAUUGUUGCCGCGCUGCUGCUGGGAGAGCUGCUGCUGACGGGCUGGCGACGGAGGCUGGAGACAAUCACAAUCGGUCCCCGGACAGCAGCACCGGAGCUGGGGCGGGAAGAAGGGGGUCACUGGGGCGGAGAACCCGAGGAGACACUACCGGCGGGGGGAGGGGAUCUCGGGAACAACUUCCUGGCAACCGAGGAUUUGCUCUCCAGGAUCCCGGGCUGUCUGCUGCCCGCACUGCUCGAGAGGAGGGUCCGGAGUCUGCAGGACACAGCCUAACGGCGAAGAUUAAACGUCUGGAUUAGACUCUGGGAGGGAGUCGUUCUUCAGAAGCAGCUCCUUGCCAGCACAAGAGGAAAGAGAGAUGUGAGAGAUGAUUGGGAUGUAAUCGUGUUGUGGUGGCAAUCUGUUAAGGAGCCUAGAUCGGUGUGCAGAGAAGCAAUGGGAAUUGGAGGCCAUGGUAACCUGACAUAAAUGGCAGGCUGGAGGCGAUCUCACCUCUUUGCAUCCUACUUUUAUUGCCUUGUACUGUGCUGUUGCUGCUGCACCCGAGAGGGACAUUACAUUUCUGCACUGUGCAGUCAGAGGACAGUGAUCAAGCAGUUUAGGUGAAUUCUGCAAGCAGGUGGGGUGUUUGGCCUCACCAUGAUUCACCUAUGGAAACUUGUUCGGCACAUGCGACAGCUGGAACUUCACCGCUUGAUCCUGCUACUGAUUGCCUUCAGCUUGGCCUCCAUGUGCUUUUUGGCUUACUAUGUAACCAACAGCCCUAAAAUCAAGGAGCCCCCUCCUCCACCUUUUAGCGACUGCAGUAGCCAGCAGAGAAUUGUUGUUCAGCCCCAGGCCAGCUGGCGGCUAGCCAGAUCUGUGGACACUUCUCGCACUGAGCCAGUGGUGCUUGUAUUUGUGGAGAGCAUAUACUCUCAGCUUGGACAGGAAAUCGUGGCCAUCUUGGAAUCGGGUCGAUUCAGGUACAGGACAGAAAUCGCUCCCGGGAAGGGAGAUAUGCCGACUUUGACCGAUAAAGACAGAGGUCGUUACGCUCUGAUAAUUUAUGAGAACAUCCUUAAGUAUGUCAAUUUAGAUGCAUGGAACCGUGAACUGCUAGACAAAUACUGUGUUGAAUAUGGGGUUGGUAUCAUCGGUUUCUUCAAAGCAAAUGAGAAUAGCUUACUAAGUGCACAGCUCAAAGGCUUCCCACUCUUCCUACAUUCCAAUUUGGGACUGAGGGACUACCACAUUAACCCAAAUGCUCCACUUCUGUAUGUUACGAGAGCUAAUGAGGUGGAUCAAGGUCCUCUUCCCGGAGAUGACUGGACGGUAUUCCAGUCUAACCACAGCACGUAUGAACCUGUACUGUUGGCCAGCACCAAGUCUUCUGAAUCAAUCCCGCACCUUGCGACACACAAAGCACUUCAUGCCACUGUGGUGCAGGAUUUGGGUCUUCAUGAUGGAAUCCAAAGGGUACUGUUUGGCAAUAACCUUAACUUUUGGCUGCACAAACUUAUUUUUGUUGAUGCCAUUGCGUACUUAACUGGCAAACGACUUUGCCUCACACUUGACCGAUACAUUUUGGUUGACAUUGAUGAUAUAUUUGUUGGCAAAGAAGGAACACGAAUGAAAGUUUCCGAUGUAGAGGCCUUACUUAAAGCUCAGAGCAAGCUAAGAACCUUGGUACCGAAUUUCACCUUCAAUUUGGGAUUCUCUGGGAAAUUCUAUCAUACAGGCACAGAUGAGGAGGAUGAAGGGGAUGACAUGCUGCUCAUGCACAGGAAGGAAUUCUGGUGGUUCCCCCAUAUGUGGAGCCACAUGCAGCCUCACUUGUUCCACAAUGUCACCGUGUUAGCAGAGCAGAUGAAACUCAACAAGCAAUUUGCCCUGGAGCAUGGUAUCCCUAUAGAUCUGGGAUAUGCAGUGGCACCACAUCAUUCUGGUGUGUACCCCAUACAUAGCCAACUUUAUGAAGCUUGGAAAUCUAUAUGGAAUAUCCAGGUUACAAGCACAGAAGAAUACCCUCAUCUAAGGCCAGCACGCUACCGGAGAGGAUUCAUCCACAACCACAUCAUGGUUUUACCAAGACAGACAUGUGGGCUUUUCACUCAUACAAUAUUCUACAAUGAAUAUCCAGGAGGUUCUAAAGAACUUGACAAGUCCAUCCGUGGUGGGGAACUGUUCCUGACUGUCCUCCUGAACCCGAUCAGCAUCUUCAUGACACAUCUCUCAAACUACGGAAAUGACCGCCUGGGGCUUUACACCUUUGAGAGCCUGGUGAAGUUUGUGCAGUGCUGGACCAACCUCAGGCUUCAGACUCUACCACCUGUCCAGCUAGCAAAGAAAUACUUUGAGAUCUUCCCCCAAGAGAAGAACCCUCUGUGGCAGAACCCAUGUGAUGACAAGCGGCAUAAAGACAUCUGGUCUAAGGAGAAGACGUGUGACCGGCUACCCAAAUUCCUUGUUGUUGGACCUCAAAAGACAGGCACAACUGCCCUUUACUCAUACCUGAGCAUGCAUCCAGCAGUCACCAGCAACUUCCAGAGUCCGGUCACCUUUGAAGAAAUCCAGUUUUUUAAUGGGGUGAACUACCACAAAGGCAUUGAUUGGUACAUGGAUUUUUUCCCCAUACCUUCUAAUGCCAGCACAGACUUCAUGUUUGAGAAAAGUGCCAACUAUUUUGACACCGAAGUGGUACCGAAAAGGUCUGCCGCUCUCCUCCCCAGAGCCAAAAUGAUUGUCAUCCUGAUUAACCCUGCUGACCGUGCUUACUCCUGGUACCAGCACCAGCGGGCACACAAUGAUCCGGUGGCAAUGAACUACACCUUUGCCCAAGUGAUUACUGCCGGUUCACAUGCUCCCCAUGAGCUGAGAAACCUUCAGAGCCGCUGCCUGGUACCCGGAUGGUACGCUACGCACCUGGAGAGGUGGCUGACCUUCUACCCACCAAGUCAGCUUCAUAUAGUGGACGGUCAGGAACUGAGGAACCACCCUGCUGCAGCCAUGGAUAACAUCCAGAAGUUCUUGGGAGUAACGCCACAUUUGAAUUACACACAAGCCCUCAAGUUUGAUGAAGCAAAAGGAUUUUGGUGUCAGCUGGUAGACAGUGGGAAGACUAAAUGCCUUGGAAAGAGCAAAGGCCGGAAAUAUCCAGAAAUGGAGUCUUCGUCCCGGAGUUAUCUUGCAGACUUUUAUCGAGAAAAUAACAUUGAACUAUCAAAGCUUCUGAACCGAUUGGGACAACCUCUGCCAACAUGGCUCCGGGAAGAUCUUCAGAACUCAAGCAGAAGCUGAGCUUGGUCUCCACAUGGGAGAAGUGAACAGAUCCAACACAUGUGACAAAGGCCUCUCUUGCCAGACUGGUUAUCAUUUCUUCUUUAAUGUGGCAAUUAUCCGCACUACAACUGUUCAUCGUUCCUUGUAGGAGCAGAUAGACUUAAGUUGUCAUUAUUGUGGAAUAUGGACAUCUUGUACUGCAAUGACGAACAUCACCAUCUGGCUAUGACAAGACCUCCUGAAACUAGGAGACAGGGGCGUGUUGUGGUUAGAAAUGCACCUCAUGUGCAAAAGUGUUCAACAUGUGUUACAUAGGAUCUUGGGCAUCAAGAAGUGAAGUCGCACAAAAAAGCCUAUUCAGGUUGUUUAAGGAAUGAGGGGCAUUCAUGAAUCUAAUGUGUUUAUAUGGCAUGUAGUUUUGCUUUCUCAUUCGUGGAUUCCUCUCCUCUAACAUUCACACCUUGACAUCAGGACAACUUGCAUCUGUUGCAUGUUCUCCUGCCGGGAAGGUUAUUUUAUGAAGCUGUGCAAAAGAGCAUUUAAGUCCAUUUUAGCACUGGGAUCUUAUUUUAGUUAUAUGUAUGGAUAAUGGAUAUAGGAAUGAACAGGCCUAAAACCUACCAUUCUUCUGUACAUGAGCACUAUAUAUUCCUGUUCUAAGGUUCCAGUCUUCCCAGUACCCAUCCUGACAGUGGCAUUCAUUUCAUGUGUGAGGAGUCUAUCGUUCUGCUACUUCCAAUCAAGUCAUCUGCACAUUACUCAGUGGUUGUGAACUUGGAUUUUCUUGGUAUGUUGAGGGAUAAAUAACAUGGACUGAGGUGGUUUUAUUUGCACAGUGUUGCUCUGUGUAGCAGGAGAUUUGGGUAGUGACUUGACCCAUAUCCCCCCUUUAGAGGAAUUACAGUUCACAGUUUUGAAUGGAGUCAAUAGGUCAUCUCCUAUACACUUCAUUACUGUCAGCUAGCAUCCAAUGAGAACAUAUAGAGAAAAAAAAAGUAAAUAGACGUUAUGGCUGCCUGUAUUCAAUCCAUAAAUUAUAUGCCACCUUUAUAGUCCAAUAUUGCUCAUUUAGAGACUGAGGAUAGUGCAGGUAACUGGCUAAGGGCCCCAAGCAAAGUGAGGCUUCAAACUGUUCCCAGCAUGACUUACCCUAUAUCAGUAUAGAUUAAAUAAAUCUGCCCUAGCUUCAGUGUUGAAUAUGGACUACAAAAAGAUCUGUAUAAUCUUCCUCCUGGAAUUGCAGCAGUUGACCACUGGAGGGCAGUGUAAAUUGUGAUUUUUUUAAAUCUCAUUGACUCAGUAAUGUUGCGAUUGGAGGUAGUUCUAGGUUAUACAGAUAACAUUCCUUGUAGUCUGGGGUUGUCAGGUCCUCGGCUUCUACAUGAAAUAAAGUGGAAACUAUACUCUGUUCACUGGUUAAUUCUGGGGAAUGGCCCUUUUCCUACGUGGAAAAUAGGAUUUAGGACAUUACCCUUUUCUUCUCAAAUGGGUUUUUAAUCAUAUGUCAUUCCGCAGCGAUACUCUGUAUUUUAAAGGUUCUGCUCUACACAAUAUUUUGUCGUCUUAACAGAAUGUGAGGGGAGGGAGAGCAGAUGGAUAAGGGGCAUUUUUACACAAGCUUCUUAAAUUAAGCUGUAGGUAUUGUGUAUUUUGUAAAAAUGGUCCAUUUACUCUUGUAUGUUGAAAUGUAUAUAGUAUGCAAUAUAGUAUUUUAUGCCAUGUACCUUUUUUUUUUUUUUUUUUUUUUCAGCGGGUUACAAAUCGUGCAACCAGAAGCUUAAACGCCAGGGGAAAAAAAAAAAAGAUACAUUUGGUAUUUUGUCAACAAGCCCUCUGUCCCCCUACUGCACUGGACCCUCAUGUAUUGUGUCAUUCACAUUGAAUGAUGAUAAUGGAGAAAUUUUUGGCUCUCGCAGCUGAACACAUCUAAAUAAAAGCUAGAAGUAGCAUUCGUGGAUUCACUAAA
This is a messenger RNA of Pseudophryne corroboree (corroboree frog), 5332 nucleotides long. RefSeq names its product N-deacetylase and N-sulfotransferase 2 (gene NDST2). Gene Ontology annotation, molecular function: deacetylase activity; heparan sulfate N-sulfotransferase activity. NCBI's taxonomy places the organism in Eukaryota, Metazoa, Chordata, Amphibia, Anura, Myobatrachidae. Bases 745 to 3384 code for a protein of 879 amino acids. The transcript is spliced from 14 exons. Gene Ontology annotation, cellular component: Golgi apparatus. The record is from RefSeq and is a predicted model, not a curated record.